AUGGCGGAUGACGACGCCCCGGUCUCGUCGCAGCGCGAGCGCGUGACGUACGCGGCGGCGUCGACGGGGUCGACCACCGCGCGUGACGCGGGCGCGCGCGCGGUUGAGGCGGAGGAUGAGGCGGCGAUGGAGGCGCGAGGACGCGCGCGGGACGGAUGGGCGCGAAACGAGGCGUUGCGUCGGUUGUUUCGCGCGGGCGACGUCGGGGGGGGCGAUGGGAGCGCGGGGGGGGAUGGGGCGCGAGGGAACGAGAGCGAGUUAGCGACGUGGCUCCACGGGAACGACGGUGGGGACGGAAAGCGCGCGAAGAGACGAGACUCGAAGGAUGAACCGGCGAGACCGUCGCUCCCGAUCGGUUCGCCCGAGGAUUGGGACGGGGACGGAGGGGCGAAAUCGCGUGAGGGUAGGAGGUACAGUCGGCGUGGGGCGACGGGACGGCGAAGCGAGGACGUGUUGGAAGAGUUGUUGAUGAAUUUGGAUAAAGAGCGCGCGCGAGGUCACGAAGAGGCGGCGCCGAGCGCGAUUGAAACCGCCGUCGCGCGCGCGGCGAAGCACGAAGAGACCAAGACGACAUCACGAGAGAACCUGGCGCCGGACGUCGCGUGGGGGAGCGAUAACGAGGACGAUAGUCAGGCACUUCUGGACGCGGUGACGCUCGUCGAAAAGGCAAAGGCGUGCUCGGCGCAGACGACGCAGGCGAGUAAAGAACCCGCGAUCGCUUCUGAGGGCACGCUGAUCGAUGACGACGACGAUGACGAAGAUCUGUACGCCGCCGUCACCGAGGCGGAGCGAGUAAUUGAGCAGCGGAACGCAUCGGUGCCUACAUCGCCCAGGAGAUCGCCAAGGCAAACCACGCGUCACGCCACCGCGACUUCAGAAGCUCGCGCGCGCUCAACUCAACAAUCGCCGGUAGAAGUGAAGACCGAGGUGAAGACCGAGUCGAAGACUGAAGUAAAAGUAGAGCACAUAGAUGAGGUCUACGACGACGGCGACAUUGAAUUUUUACGAGCAAUUGAGCUCGAGCUGGAAGUGGCGCGCAGAGAAACUGAAAUUCUAGGUACCUGGAUGAUCAAGCACUUCGAGUCAUGUCGUCCAGGAUUAGUUGAUUCGUUAGAUUUGCAUAGACCGAACGGAGAGGCUAAGAAGGUUCUGCUGAAGGGUGCAUGGCGAGAAACUCCCGUAUCCGAGGGCGAUUCCGUAAGUCUUUACGGCCUCGACGAGACGGCACGAGAGCUCGCGGGCAAGGACGUAGUGGAAAUCACGGAAGGAAGCCCAAUCAUGCUGAUUCUUUUCCCUGCGUAUUUGAUUAGUGCGACGACCAUCGGUGGGAGUUUUACGUGUCUGCGGCAGACGGUACUGCAGCAGCAAGUUCAGCAAACAUGGGGCGAUGCGAGUGAAGCCGCCACGGUCGGUACCAUUAUGCACGAGCUUGCUGAAAAGGCGAUCCUGUCUGCUGCCGGUAGGAAUCCGGAGCCCAUGGAAGUCACGGUUGAGCGUAUGAUCAAGUCAUCCACGAACGCAAUAUUCGAAAUUGAUUACAGCGAGCAAAAGUUAAAGCAGAGAAUCGAUAACACCAUCCCCGGUGUGCAACGAUGGGCUCACAAGCUCGCGGCGCUUUCGCGCGUGACAAAGCUUCCGCGCGCCACGCCGGACACGAACGCAUUGGUGCGAAUGAAUCGGAAGGCGGCGAUUGACAAGUUACGAAAUAAAUGCACGGUGGGCGUUGAAGUUCCUGAUAAAGGGACGGUUCAAGUAGAUGAAGUCGUGGACAUCGAAGAGCUCAUAUGGGCCCCGAAGCUGGGUCUGAAAGGUAUCCUAGACGGCGUUGCGAGCGCAGUGGUGCGUGAGCGCAACACGGAUCUUCCAAAGCCGAGCGUUGUACCUCUUGAGCUGAAGACGGGGAAGUGGAGAGACUGCGGACACAACGCGCAGGUGCAACUGUAUAAUCUCAUGAUUGGUGAGCGCUACGGAACCGUCUCUCCUUUCGGAGUGUUGCACUACACCAAUAGCGAUCACGACCCCGAGGGCGAGAGUAAACUGGUUCCAUUGAGCGCUAAGGAUUUAGGACUUUUGAUCCUGCAACGCAACAAGCUGGCGGUUUCGCUUCGUCCCACACCUGAGGCAGCAGUCAAACGAGACGUGCCAAUCGCACCGCACGGAAAAGCUCGAUUGGGAAACGGUCAGCUGCCGGAAAUGACUCCACAAGGAUGGUGUGAGAGGUGCUUUGCGCGCGACGAUUGUUUCACCCUGCAUCGCGCGCUCGAAGGAGGAAACAGCGGUACGAGCGAGCUCGGAGAUUUGUUCGAGACGUGUACUUCGCAUUUAAACAAAAAGUACGAUGAUACGCUUCGUCACUGGCUCCAUCUCAUCGAUUUGGAGUCAUCGGAGUUACUCCGAAAGCGAGCCACUCCUUGGCUCCCUGUGGAGCUGGUGAAUCAACGCGAUGGAUUUGCCGUUUCUGAGAUAUCUUUCGUUCGGGAAGUGACGGACGAUCUCUCUAAAGGUGAUGACCUUUACUAUUACAUGUUUCGACCGUCUCCGAACACUCCAAGGAGCAUUGUCAAGAGGAUCGCGAUUCGUGAUCGCGUUGUCUUGAGCACAAACAACGGUGCGACAACAAUUUGUCGCGCACAAAUCCAAAACGUGCUCGCGGGUCCCGGAGAAGAAACUCAUAUUCUCAUGUCCACUGAGCGACCGCUUCGCAUAAAUAAUCCGAACGAAAAACUUGAACCAUUACCUGGAUCAUGUGAACCGGACGCACUCUGGAGAAUCGAUAAAGACGGCGCCUCUCUGACGAUGGCUGCGAGGUCGCGUGGAAACUUGCUCGCCUUGUUCUACGCUACAGAGCGCGCACAAAUCAAUCGUCGACGUAUCAUUGAUCUACAACGCCCAGUUUUCUCUCAACUGGGCGAGCACAAGCAAACUAUGGAGGUUGCUUUGAAGGAUGUCAAGUUUCCUCUCAACGCUGAACAAGUUUCCGCCGUCGAAAAGAUCAUCACUGCUGAGGACUACUCGUUGGUUCUCGGAUAUCCUGGCGCUGGUAAAACGGCGACACUCGUGGUCGCUAUUAAAGCACUUCGUGCUCAAGGAAAGUCGAUUCUGGUCACGUCACAUACACACAGCGCUAUCGAUAACAUUCUCUCCAGAUUGCCAGACGUCGGCAUCACGGACUUUUUGCGCGUCGGCGAAGAGCAAAAGAUUUCCCCCACGGUGCAGCCUUACAUGCUCGGCUCAGAGCGCUGGAGCUGCACCGUCUCGGACGAUAUGCGUAAAAUAUCGGAGCGAGCGAAAAUCGUCGGCGCAACGUGUUACGCCAUGGGUCACGCGUUCUUCCAGCGAAAGAUGUACGAUGUCGUCCUCAUUGAUGAAUCCGGGCAGAUCACGCUCCCGAACAUUCUGCCUCCUCUCUUCAUGGCAAAGUCAUUCGUGCUCGUCGGUGAUCACCAUCAACUUCCUCCGCUCGUGGUGUCGAAGAAAGCGGCCGAGAGAGGAUUAAACAAAUCGCUGUUUGCUCAACUGUGCGAGGCACAUCCAGACAUCGUCACGCACCUGUCGUUGCAGUACCGCAUGGCUGAGCCACUGACGCGGUUGCCAAAUCUUUUGACGUACGAUGGAAAGUUGCGCAGUGGCACUGAGGUCGUCGCGAGACAAAUGCUCGCUCUCGAAGCACCAAGAGGAAUGUAUGCAUCCGCACCGCAGUGGCUUCUGCACGCCAUGGAUCCGAUGAAUCACUUUGUUUUCCUUGACACGAGCGCUCUCGGCGCCGCUGCUCACGAGACGCCGCCGCCGACAAUCAAUGAGGCAGAGUUGAGUUUGGUACUCACCGUCGUGGGAGCCUUCGUCACGCACGGCGUCGACGCCGAAAACAUAUGCACGCUCUCGCCGUUCAACGCGCAGGUGGACGCCAUGCAAGCUAGUUUGAGCGGAUACCCAGCAUUGAGGGGCGUCGAGGCGCUUACGAUUGAUCGAGCGCAAGGCCGCGAUAUGGAUGCCAUUUGUAUCUCUUUCGUGCGUUCGAACGAAGAAGCGCUCGCGGGCGAGCUGCUGAACGAUGAACGCCGCCUUAACGUCGCCAUCACGCGCGCAAAGAAGAAGCUCGUCAUCGUCGGAUGCGCAAAGACGCUGCGCUCUUCUCCUGUGCUUGGUAGAGCAAUUGACUUUUUGAUCCGCGAGGGCUGGGUCAUUCCGCUCGCGCACGACGCGUUGGAUUUCGCCAAUCGGGCGCUAUCAGACAGCGCACCGAUCGUUCUCUGA
Ostreococcus tauri is the source of this 4254-nucleotide messenger RNA. Its product is annotated as DNA replication factor Dna2, N-terminal. The record is from RefSeq and is a predicted model, not a curated record. Gene Ontology annotation, molecular function: 5'-flap endonuclease activity; single-stranded DNA helicase activity. NCBI's taxonomy places the organism in Eukaryota, Viridiplantae, Chlorophyta, Mamiellophyceae, Mamiellales, Bathycoccaceae. Gene Ontology annotation, biological process: replication fork reversal. Gene Ontology annotation, cellular component: cytoplasm. The coding region runs from base 1 to 4254 and encodes 1417 amino acids. The transcript has a single exon.